This is a messenger RNA of Lichtheimia ornata, 2553 nucleotides long. RefSeq lists its product as uncharacterized. The transcript is spliced from 2 exons. Gene Ontology annotation, molecular function: transferase activity. Lineage: Eukaryota; Fungi; Mucoromycota; Mucoromycetes; Mucorales; Lichtheimiaceae. The record is from RefSeq and is a predicted model, not a curated record. The coding region runs from base 1 to 2553 and encodes 850 amino acids.
AUGGGUGCCAAUGUCAGUCCUUCUACUCGUGCCACCAUUGUCCAUAUCGGCGCCACCUUCACUCUCUUUCUUGUACUGCUGCUAUCACUUGUGAGAUACAUUACAGUUCCUCAGGAUAGUACACGAUGCAAUGGCAUGCUAAACGAUGGAUGGUGGGUUGGCGACAAUUAUACCACGUGGCAACCCUCAGGAUGCAUGCCACACGAUUAUACACCACAUGAAAUGUCAAAGUGCCUCAAUCAUUCAAGGGUGCUAUACAUUGGCGACUCCAUCAUGCGAGAGCAAUUCACGGCCAUGACAUCCUUUAUACCCGAUAUGAAAUUGAAGCGAUCAGGCCCUUCCAAGCAUUCAGAUAGGAUGUACUCUUCUGAAAAGUACGGCAUGUCCAUUGAGCUAUGGUGGGAUCCAUACUUGAAUCAAUCACGUACAUUGGAGAUGCUCAACAAAGAUCGUGGCGUAUUCAGCGAAGAUGAGGAUGAAGAUGAUGUUGAUGUUGUUGAUGAUGAUCGUCGUCGCCGAGCUAGUCUAUUGAUUAUCGGCAGCGGUCCUUGGUAUAUGAAGAAUCUCGGUGAUCGAUACUUUGACGAUUGGAAGGUGGCCGUGGAUCACGUCAUGGAUGCUGUGGAAAAGGCGAGCCAUGUUGCUGAUGCAGUGAUGCUAUCACCUGUCGAAGUUCCACAGUACGACUUGUUGAGUCCCGAGCGUGGUGACACAAUUACAGCCGACAAGAUCCAUCGCAUGAACACCUAUCUUCGAGGACGUGAACAAACAUUGAUGCCAAAGACACCUUUUGUGAUACCUUACGUUUGGAAUACGGUUGGAUCAAGCACCACCAACAUGACUGAGGAUGGAUUACAUUAUCUUUCAGGUGUUACCUCAAUUCAGGCCUCGCUGGCAUUGAAUUAUCGAUGCAACAAUGAGCUGCCCAAACACUUUCCAUUCGACACAACGUGCUGUACGAGAUACCCAACUCCUUCAUGGCUCCAAAUCAUGCUUCUUGUCUUCUUUUUGAUACGCGUCCCUAUCGGCUAUGUUCUUCUCAAUUACACAUCGCCCAAUGGAUAUUGCCAUCGUAUCGCUUCAAUGUGUCUUUUCUUGCCUUCGAUGGAGGUGUUGGCCUCGCUAUUCAUUUUCGGGCUUGGUGUCGUAUACAUGUACAUUGGUGAUCGCACCCAUCUUUUCGGCAAGGUGUUCAAGUUAUUUGAUGCUUCAAUUUUCGGCUGGUUGCUGGUGAUUCCGCUUGUUGGUGCUAUUUUAACGCUUCGCACCAAAGAUCAAGACGACCAAGGCUUUUUGAAUCGAGCACAAACGGAUGAAUGGAAAGGAUGGAUGCAAAUCAUUAUCCUGGUGUAUCAUUUUAUGGAUGCAAUCGAUGUUCCUGCUAUCUACAAUAUCAUGCGCGUGCUAGUGGCGGCCUAUUUGUUCCAAACAGGCUAUGGUCAUUUCAGCUUCUUUUACAAGAAAGGCGACUUUGGAUUUGCGCGUGUAUUUAGUAUCUUGUUGCGUCUCAAUCUCUUGACCGUGGUGCUGGUGUACGUGAUGGAUACCGAUUACCUGAGCUACUACUUCACUCCUCUCGUCACAUUCUGGUUCGGUGUCAUUUGGGUGACCAUGUUUGUGGGCCAUACACACAACCAAAGCAAACCUUGGUUUUUACUUGGCAAGAUCGUUGUUAUGGGCUUGCUGACAGGCGUAUUGAUCCAUGCUGAUGGCGUAUUGGAAGCUGUGUUCUCUUUAUUGGAAGUGGUAUUCAAUGUCCAUUGGGAUGUGGAUAUGUGGCGAUUCCGUAUGGCCUUGGAUGCUUGGAUUGUGUAUAUUGGCAUGCUCUUUGCAUAUGGUGUCAUUCAUUUGUCCGAUCGCAUCGAACGUGUGCAACAUCAAGCUUGGCUCCUGGUGAAGGUGGCAGCCGCCGUAAUAUCGAUUGCAGCCUUGACGUGGUAUUUUUACUUUGAACGAUCACUUCCUAGCAAGCAGGCGUAUACAUCUUAUCAUCCUUACUUGUCAUGGAUUCCUAUCAUCGCCUUUAUUGUGUUGCGCAAUGCAACGAAGCGGUUGCGUAAUACGACAUUGGGUCUUUUUGAGUUUGUUGGCAAGUGUUCCCUGGAGACCUACAUUGGACAAUUCCACAUGUGGCUUGCAGCUGAUACCAAGGGGCUGUUGGUGGUAUUAACGAAUCCUUCUUGGGUGAAGCAUGGCACCAUGGGAUGGUGGAUCAACCUUGCAGUAUCCAGCGUGGUGUUUAUUCUCGUGUGUUACCAUCUCAAUCGGACCACAAGCGAUAUUUCUCAGUGGAUCUGUGCAUCAUCAACAUCAUCAUCCGCUUCCGCUACAACUGAUCAACAACACCGCUCUUCCAAUUAUCAACAUGUACCAUUACUUCCAACCUCUUCAACACCAUCCUCGGAUGACGAUGACGAUGAUGAUGACAACGACCAGGCUGUAUGGCAUGAGAAACCAACAAUCUCAAGGUGGACAUUGAUAUGGCAGGAUUUACGUUUCAAGGCAGCACUCAUUCUCACGUGUCUCGCUAUCCUCAAUCACUUGUGCUCUUAA